AUGGCGGCUCUGCUCGUGGCUGUGGUCUUGUGUCGGGUGGCAGCAGCCCAAGACUGGGCUGCAAUCUAUGAGAGUCACGCGUCUCCGGAUCCCCGUCGACUGAACAAUUUGCCCGAUGGUUUUGAAAUCAAUGAGACCCUGAACGGCAGCAUUCCCCUGACCAUCGUGCCAUCCUGGGACAUUUUCCUGGGCUUCAGCGAUAAGAAGAAAUACAUCAAGGGCCGCAUGAGCAUCGCCACGAUCUACCCUGAGGAGGCCGCCGUGUUUGUGACAAAUCCGGAGAACAUGGUCGAUGUGCUGAACUUCGGCAGCGGUAGUGGUGACAUCAAUGUCAUGAGCUCCUUGAAGAUCUGGGAUCCCAAGAGCGGCAAGACGGCCACCACUGUGAGCAAGACCUAUGUGGGCGAGUUCAGUCAGUCGAACUUUCCAUACAACUUGUCAUGCUAUCCCUUUGACGUCAAGACGGUGCGCUUCCAGAUUGGUCUUCAGAAACCUUGUGGCAUCUUCUACCGUUUGAACCUGGGCUGCGCAGGCGAAGGUGCGCGCCAGGUGCGAACCUGGGAGGAUGGCACUGUGCGCACUUGCGCGUGGCCGGUGAAUAGUUCCUACGUGGGCUUCGACUGGGAGGAAUUCAGGUGCGAGUUGCACAACAACGCCACCCUGGAUUGCGAAAUGACGGGGACCCGUAAGUGGUCCACCCUCUUGCAGACUUACUUGUGGCCCUCCAUUGUCUAUGGAUUGAUGGGCUUCCAGGCCUUCGCGUUGGGCGUGAAACUCGCCAUGCCACGCGUGGCGACCACGAUGCUGGCGCUGCUGUCCUUGACGAGUCUCAGGAAUCAGGUCAUUGCUUUGCUCCCCGGCUCGGGCUCCACCAGCUGGAUGGAGGAGUACUUCUUGAUUGCCAUCUCCUUCAUGUUUCUGAACCUGGUCGGCCAUGCAGCUUCCUUCCAUCUUGAUGCCAUUGGUCGACAUCACACGCAGAAGAUGGUCAACAAGUUCAAUCUCUGGGCCAUGUUAUGCUUCUUCAUCCUGGUGGUAACGGCCCGGCUGCACGUGCGUAACUGCCCAGUGAUUGAGCCCGCAGUCACCUUGACCAUGACCUUGCUGAUGAUUUUAGUGACACUGUCCGUCCUGAUCUUCCUGGUGUGGUACCACCGCUCCGCCUUUCGCGAGGCCGGGCGCCAGUUGACCCACCAGAUGGAGGAAGUGUUGCAGAAGGGCCCCAGCGGACACCAACCACACCCGGACAACGUCUGA
Molecule: messenger RNA, 1257 nt
Organism: Cladocopium goreaui
Lineage: Eukaryota; Dinophyceae; Suessiales; Symbiodiniaceae
Source: the annotation of a GenBank genome assembly